Messenger RNA from Fomitopsis serialis, 3704 nucleotides. RefSeq lists its product as uncharacterized. Gene Ontology annotation, biological process: phosphorelay signal transduction system; phosphorylation. The transcript is spliced from 12 exons. The record is from RefSeq and is a predicted model, not a curated record. The coding region runs from base 127 to 3393 and encodes 1088 amino acids. Gene Ontology annotation, molecular function: phosphorelay sensor kinase activity. NCBI's taxonomy places the organism in Eukaryota, Fungi, Basidiomycota, Agaricomycetes, Polyporales, Fomitopsidaceae.
CGCGUUGGCCAUCUGUGUUACCCAGGUACCCUCACUAGCGCAGCACUGAGGCCGACUGGCCGUUUCUCUCACCCUUAUGCCUCCAGAUCCCGAGAGGCAGCUCGUCCCCCAGUGGACCCCCGAGGCAUGUCUCCCCUCGCCAUCCCCCAUGUGUUCACCUGCUCAUUCGAUACUCAGCUCGUCGUCCUCUCCUAUGCCAUUUCGUGGCUCGGCGCGUACACCAGCACCCAAAUCGUCAUCCACGCCAAAUAUACCCGCAGCAAAUGGGCGAAAUGGUUCUGGACGUUACUGGCGAGCCUUGCGUUCGGGUUCUGCGCAAUAUGGUCAAUGCACUUUGUGGGGAUGCUUGCCUGUCGAAUGGAUAUCGCAAUCGGAUUCGACCCUUCUCUGACAGCCCUCUCCGCGAUUGUCGCAGUCGCAUUCACCUUCGCAGCUCUAUCUAGUGCCUACGUCACGGACGCCAUUGAAAAGUCGCAUUUUGCCCGUACAGUUGUCAUCGCUGUCCGUACCUUGCGCAGAUGGAUGUUCUCGUGUUGUCCCAAGUGGGAUAUCGAGGCAGGCUACGAGCAGCUGAGCAGCGAGGAGGACGAACGGCCUCCGCGCACAUCACAAGACGUCCUGUCCCAGCAACUGAACGAGGACGCCGACAUGGACUUGUACAGUGACGACCCCCUCGACUUCGCAAUGCAGCACGACGGCGGCAGCAGCGCCUUCUACGAGCCGGAGACGGCGCCGCCGCACGCGCCGAUCUUCUUUGAGCCGCCGUUCCGAGCUGGGGCCGCCCCAGACGUUGUUCAGCGCGAGCUCAUUGCACAACGCGGACGACCAAGAGGACCAACGGCGAUGACCCGAGCGAGCACCCAUCCGGUCGCGAGGAGCACGACGCUUCAGUCACCCACGCUAGUCCGGCAACGGUCCCUGCCCCGGCCGACGGGGGCAAGCCAGGACUCGUCGAGCACGUCGAGUACGCUUUCGUCGGAGCUCUCGUCGGAUUCGACCUCUCAUCAUCGCCCGCGCGCGAACUCGGGUACGGGUAGCGCACUAAGCGGGACGGCGACACUGCAAAGCAACGCGAGCGGAGCCACGAGUGGCAGCUCGGGGAGCUCGGGGAGUUGGGGCGACGUGCACGUCGGGCUUAGUAGGGAGGCGAGGAUGCGGAUCAAGGCGAGGGCGAGGGAUCGGCCUGCGCCGGUGUUUGGAUGGAAAUACUGGAUUGGUGUACAAUGGAGGACGAUCACGGCGUUGCUGGUUGCUAGAGCGGCGGUAUGGGGGCUCGCGCUGGUGAUGAUGCAUUACUGCGGGAUGUGGGCAAUGAUCAUACCUGGCGGCCGGAUCUCCUGGCAUAUGGGUAUUGUGGCCCUGUCGUAUGUCGUUGCGUUUGCGGUGUGCCUCAUCGCAUGCACUACUAUGGAGCAUAUGGAGGUGCAUUUCGCUCGGCAGGUUGCGUUCAGCACCAUUGCUGCACUCGGGGUGUGCUCAAUGCAUUAUACCGGCAUGGCCGCCGCAACCUUCUACACCUACAACCCUCCCGCGCCUCCAGGCCAAGCAGGGUACCCCAGCUACCUGCCCAUGACCAUUGUUGGCGUGGCCGUCUCCGUGUGUGUCGUUUCCAAUCUGAUCCUUGCGCACAAUGCCAUCAUCGCGCGAAACAAGAUGGCGGAGAUGAUCCUGACGAAGCGGCGGCUGUGGCGGAUCAUGGCGGAGAAGGAGGCGGCAGAGCAAGCGACCGAGCUGAAGCAGCAAUUCAUCAGCGUUGCGAGUCAUGAGAUACGGACUCCGCUGCAUACAGUCAACGGGUACUGCGAGUUGAUGGCACGGACGCCGCUGGACGAAGAGCAAGAACUAUACGUCUCAAGCAUCCAGCAAGCGUGUCACGCCCUCAAUGUCAUCGCAGGGAACGUCCUUGAUUUCAGCAAGCUUGAUCGCAACAACGCAGAGUUGUCUGCCAAGCCCGUGCUCAUGAAGCUGCGCAAGGUCGUCGAGGACGCCGCACGGAUACAGCCCAACCAGCCAAAUGUAGAGAUUGUGGUGUCGGUUGCCGACGAUGUGCCAGAUACAGUGUUCUUGGAUGAUACGUACACAUUUCGGGUCCUCAUGAACCUCCUCUCCAAUGCGCAGAAGUUCUGUGAGAAGGGCUACAUAUGCGUGGUCGUGCGAUUGCGUAAGCCAGGCCAAGUUGUCUUUCAAGUACGCGACACGGGCGUCGGCAUUCCUGCAAGCUUUCGCGGCGCGCUCUUUCAGCCUUUUCGGCAGGCGGACCAGUCUCUUACGCGUCAAAAGCAAGGCACGGGACUUGGACUGAGCAUUGUCAAGCACCUGGUGUCCCGCAUGAACGGGUCUGUCGAUGUGGAAUCCGUUGAGGGAGAGGGAAGCACGUUCAGCGUCAGGUUACCCAUCGGUCUCCCCGGCCAAGAUCAAGGGACUACGGAGGAGCCGCUCUUGGACAUUGUAAGCGAGCCACCGCAAGCAUCGAGCCGCAAGCGGAUACGGGUCGUGCACAGCGACAAGCGCGUCGAAGCUCUGUUCGUCAAGCUCUUCGCCGACCAUGGUUACGCGUCGGUAUAUGGACUCCAGGAGGCGUCUGUACAAGAGAUUGUACGAAAUGCCGAUGCAGUAUGGGCGGAUAUCGAGAGCAUCUCCUCGUCGGCUCUCCUACGUGCGCUUCUCUGCGCUCAGACGUCUCGUCCAUUUCCUGUAUACGUCUUGCAUACCGACUCGCACGAUAUGUCCGUUUUGGAGCCCGAGCUGAGCGCGGCGGAGAAUGCGGUAUUUCUCAAGCGGCCACUUAUCCUGCAUUCACUGAGGGAGGUCCUCGAGGCUCCCGAGGCCCACAUGGGUGGGCAUCUCCAGAAGGAGGCGCCGAAGGUGCGGUUCGCGAUCCCGGUGGAUGCGGAGGCGGUCACUGCGUUGCGAAAGGAGAAGUUCGUAGAGAGGUCUCCGGGUUCUGAGAAGGCGGAGGAGGGCUUGGAGGUGAUCGAGAUGGAGCCGAAGAGGAAGGAUGUCGUGUUGCUUGUGGAAGACAAUAUGGUCAACCAGCGGCUAGGAUGCAGGCUGCUGGAGAAGCUCGGAUACGAGGUCGUCGCCGUGAACGAUGGCCAGCAAGCUGUCGAUGCGGUUAAGCAACAAGCGUUCCAUAGCUGUCUAAUGGACUGUCAGAUGCCUGUCAUGGAUGGGUUCUCUGCCUGUCGGAGAAUCCGAGACAUGGAACGUGAAGGCGCAAUCUCAGGGCACCUGCCCGUCAUUGCGCUGACGGCAAAUGUCACGAGCGAGAGCGAGCAACGAUGUCGAGAAGCAGGGAUGGACCACUUUUUGCCUAAGCCGCUUGUCAUGGCAGACCUCGACGCUGUACUUAAAGCCCAAGGAAGGACUUCUCCGUACCGAUCUACACUUUGAUAUCCCUCAGUAUAUGUAUCCCGCACCAGUUCGUGUUGCUGUCAUCUCGCCUCCCACUGUUACUACACAUUGUCGCUGCUGUCCAUCGCAUUAACUUAAAUCCUAUUAUCAGAAAACAACCUAUCACGCAUACACGGACUCGACAUUUACUCAUUUACUGUCUCAACCAAUCAGUAUAUAUGCACCAUAUCUGUAUCCCUUACUAGCUUCCGCUGAGAAUGCAUUCCCAUGUAUCGAUCACUAUCAGGGGUGUCUCCUCGCGUGUGUAGUACAGAACAGUGACAAAUCACAGUCGUGAUGUUAUAAUCGAA